Molecule: messenger RNA, 439 nt
Organism: Hyposmocoma kahamanoa
Lineage: Eukaryota; Metazoa; Arthropoda; Insecta; Lepidoptera; Cosmopterigidae
Product: polyadenylate-binding protein, cytoplasmic and nuclear-like
Exons: 2
Coding region: 14-382 (122 amino acids)
Source: RefSeq, a predicted model, not a curated record
GCUCGGCACCAAAAUGACGUUUCUGACCAAGACAUUGGUUGUGUGCCUGUCGCUGAUAUGCAUAUCGCAGGCGCUAAGCCACUAUCACCCUGGCGUGGGCAUGGGCAUGGGCAUGGGACAGCCAGGCAUGGGCAUGGGACAGCCAGGCAUGGGCAUGGGACAGCUAGGCAUGGGCAUGGGACAGCCAGGCAUGGGCAUGGGCUGGAUGGGAAUUCCGUACCCGUACGGCAUGUUCAGCGAAGACGCUGAAGGGAGUCCCUCAGCGUCACCUCAAGGGGGCGCUAUGGAGGAAGUCUACCAGCCGGAAGGUGCGGAGGUCCACGAUCCUCAAAUACCGCAGCGUCGUCUCGAAGAAGAUAAAAAUCCAGAGACCGAGGGUUGAACGACGUUUCUUCUGAAACUACAAUUGCAGUAAUAAAAUUCACAGUGCCUACUUGUU